AUGCCUGUUGGAGGACAGGUCGAACCCAUAAAGAAUCAAUCCCAAAUUCAAUAUCAUAUACUACGUCACCCACAUCCCUUGAUUGUCUGCGACAACAACAACGAUACGAUUUUAUUUAAUUUUACCUGUUCUUUCUGCAAGCUACCCAUCAAUGGAAGUCGAAUCUACGUUUGCCUUGACUGCAAGUGCUUGCUCGACGAAUCAUGUGCCGAGUGGCCUUCACAGAUCCAACAUCCUUUCCACCGACAACACCCACUCACCCUGCUUGACCAACGUUGGAAUACGUUUUCGAGGCAGUGUAGAGCUUGUGGGAAGGUGCUCGAGAAGGGCAUUCUCUUCAAAUGUGAUGAGUGUCGUGUUAAAAAUGACCAAUGUGAGGAUUCCAGUCAGUGCAGCGCUUGUGGGAAAUUCCUGGCAGAGGGCUUUUCCUUCAACUGUUCUGAGUGUAAUUUCAGCCUGGACCCAUUGUGCGCUUCGUUGAUACCAUUGCCGUCGUCUACCCAAAAUUCUCAAGGCAGCAGCAGCGAUGAUAAGUUCCAGAUUCAACAGUUAAGCCAUCCCCACCCUUUGAUUCUUUGUGAGAAGAAAAAGGAUUAUCGUAUAUCUUGCAAUGCUUGCCAGCUUCACUUUGAGGAUGAUGAUUCUAUUGUCUACAUCUGUCUUGAAUGCAAGUUUUUUCUGCACAAAUCUUGUGCGGAUUUGCCUCUGCAGGUAAAACGCUCAUUUUGCCACCACCAACACACACUCACCCUGCUCCAAUAUUCACUUGGUCUGUUGUACGAGAAUAUUGGCAAUGCAAAUGGAUUCAGCGGUAAAUUUAAGUGCCAUGCGUGUCAAGUAUAUGCUUCAGGCUUUGCCUAUGUAUGUACCAAGUGUGCAAUCUUCUUUGACAUUACAUGCCCAAUUUCAAAACCCUUCCUCAUCAGCUCUCAACUUCACCACCAGCACCCUCUUGCUUUCUUCGCCGCCAUACCCUACGUGCUCUAUUGCAACGCUUGUAAUCGGCGAAUCUGCACCUAUUUUUUCCGCUGUGUGGGGUGCGAAUUCAAUCUCCAUGUCGAUUGUGUAACAACAUUGCCACCAACUGUCAAAGAUAAACAUCAUAUGCAUCCCCUCACUCUCACCAACUCUCCCAUCAAAGACCAUCCAGAUGAAAAUGAAUUCUCGGAAUUCUACUGCGAUUCUUGUGAGAAAAGAAGGGAGUUAUAUGAUCCUACCUACUAUUGUGAAGAAUGCCACUACGUUGCUCAUGUUCAUUGUCAGCUCUCUGAGAUAUUUCCCAUACUAGAGGAGCAGUUCUUGCCUUGCAAACUUGGUGAGACAAAAUUGGAGAUGCCAGCAAGUGUGUGUGAAGAUGGUACUGGUAUAGGGACUUGCAAGGAUUUGAUGAUACAAGAGAUCCUGGGGAAAGAGCGUGACGAGAUGGAGAGUGAAAAGCGUUUUCGUGGACCAUAUGGAGAGGUUUUUUCAGAUGUUGCUACAGACGAUGAAACGGAAGGGGCAAGAACUACUGAACAAUCUUCUCUCACUGAACUAGAUGAGGUAGAGUGGCUAACUACAAGAUUAAAGGCAGCAAGGAAAAGAUUGAAAGAACUAGAGGAGAGGCGUGCUCAGUAUGUUGCGUCUCUAUUGCUCAAUUCUGGGGAUAAUUAGUGAAUGUUUAGUGAAGCACUGAUUUGGAAGAGCAACACAUCAGCAAUUAGCAUCAGCGCUGACACACAGAAACACACAGAAAAACCCCCUAUAUAUAUAUAAUGCUAUAAUAACUUGUUUGGUGUCUCAACUAUGUUAGUUAUUUAGUAUAUUUAAAUUAUCUUAAGCUUAAACAUCUUUAGAUUUUAUUAUGUAAGUAAAGCUUUAAAACUAUCUAUCUAAAUGAGUGUUGCUAUUUGUUACUUUCUCUGACCCUGGAGAACUGCACUGCACCUGUUCGAUUUUUGAGUUGAUUUUCAUAGAGGCUGGCUUGGGUUGCUUUAGUUUUGCUCAAACAGAAUUUGAUGUUAGCUGUAAUUUCAACCUAUGAACGAGCAAUUUUCCCAUCCAAUUAAGAAAAUAGUGGGCAAAUGGAAAGCUCCAGAUUAGAAUGUAUACAUGGUCAUUUUUUGAUGGACCAAAUUUAGAAGGAAAAUUCUAUUCUACUAAAAUUUUCAUACAAAUUCACUUAAUUAGAAUGAUGUUGCAGGAAAUUUUUUUUGAAAUUUAGAAUCAUCUUGGUGGGGUUUUUUUUCUUUUAAAUGAUAAUUUCACAAUUCAA
Camellia sinensis is the source of this 2254-nucleotide messenger RNA. The record is from RefSeq and is a predicted model, not a curated record. NCBI's taxonomy places the organism in Eukaryota, Viridiplantae, Streptophyta, Magnoliopsida, Ericales, Theaceae.